AGCCCAUUGUGCCUGGCUCCUGAAGAAGUCAAGAUAAAAAACAAUGCCUAGAGAUCGCAAGAAGAAAAAUCGUGUUUCACUUUGCAAGUUCUUGAAAUCUGAAGUUACACGAAGUUACUUCCUCCAACAAUAUGAGGAACGAUAUGAAUUCAAAAGAGAACAGAUAUACACUUUCAUGAAAAUUCCAAGAGAGGUUGAAAAGCUGAUUGGUUAUGGGUUCUUCCAGGUGGUGGACGCGUUCCUUUUCAUUUUCACGUUCUUGCCGCUGCGGUUUGUGCUCGCUGUCUGGGCGUUUCUAACGAGGCCGCUGCUGAUCGCCGUCGGGUUGAGAAGACAGCAGGGAGAUGGCCAUUGGCUGAAACCGUCCGAGAUUAUCGACAUGAUGAAAGGCCUGAUUAUCAUUAUCACGUGCUUCUUUUUGUCUUACAUCGACACGUCUAUGUUGUAUCACGUGGUGAAGAGCCAGUCGAUCAUCAAGCUGUACAUGUUCUACAACAUGCUGGAGGUGGGAGACAAGCUGAUGUCGUCGUUCGGCCAGGACACGCUGGACGCGCUUCACUGGACGGCCACGGAGCCGCGCAAGAAGAAGCGCCAGCACCUGGGCACGCUGCCGCACUUCUUCCUGGCCACCGUUUACGUCUUCCUGCACGGGAUCUUGAUUUUGUUUCAAACCACCGUGCUGAACGUAGCGAUCAACUCGAGCAACAAGGCCCUGCUGACGGUUAUGAUGUCCAACAACUUCGUCGAGCUGAAAGGUUCGGUGUUCAAGAAGUUCGAUCGGAACAAUCUCCUCCAGGUGGCCUGCAGCGACAUCCGCGAGCGCUUCCACUACUGUGUCCUCCUCCUGCUGGUCACCGUUCAGACCAUGAAGGAGUUUGGUUGGAAUGAGAACCAGCUGUGGGUGCUGCUGCCGGACUGCAUCCUUGUGCUGGUGGCCGAGCUGUUCGUGGACUGGGUGAAGCAUGCCUUCAUCACGCGAUUCAACGAGAUUCCCGUCGAAAUUUAUCGCGAGUACACGCUCACACUGGCGUACGACCUGAUAUCCAGCAAACAGAAAUACGCGUUCAGCGACCACUCGGACAUGGUGAGCCACCGGAUGGGCUUCAUCUCGCUGCCGCUGGCGGCGCUUACCGCGCGGAUCCUGCUGCAGUCGGUGCGGCUGACGGGCACCGGCGCCUGGCUCCUGGUGGCCGCCGCCUACCUCGCCCUCGCCACCUUCCGCGUGCUCAACACCAUCGUCAUCCUGGGCAAGGCGUGCGACCUGAUCGAGGCGGAGUCGGCGCCACCGCCGUCGACCGUGGCCAGCCCCGCCUCCGCCGCCGCCGCCGUCGCCGAGGUGCGCUCCCGCUGCGUGUCGGAGUGCGAUCCAGCCGCAGACAGCUCGCUCACGGAGCCAUACAACGUGUUCAGAGAGUUCUCGCCGCCGGCCACCGCCGCCACGGGCGAGGAGCCCGACUGCUCGUGCGCGCACGGAGACGGCCGGUGCGAGUCGCCGGCGGCGCCGACGCCAGUCAGCACGGUGGGCACGUGACGUCGCGCGCGCCAGGCCAGCGCCGGCGCGACCGCGGGGCUUU
Molecule: messenger RNA, 1574 nt
Organism: Pollicipes pollicipes
Lineage: Eukaryota; Metazoa; Arthropoda; Thecostraca; Pollicipedomorpha; Pollicipedidae
Product: protein TAPT1 homolog
Exons: 9
Coding region: 44-1531 (495 amino acids)
Biological process (GO): positive regulation of cilium assembly
Cellular component (GO): endoplasmic reticulum membrane; ciliary basal body
Source: RefSeq, a predicted model, not a curated record